CACCUCUCUCUCUCUCUCUCUCCACUCCAACCAUCUCCCGUUUCUCUCCUCUCCACCGCCGGCGAGCCGUCGCGGCAGCCGCAGCCACCGCCUCCUCCUAUUAAUUCUCCACUCGACGCAGCAGCCAGAACGCAAGAUCGCGGCUGAGUUGCUUCUCGCUCCAUCCAAGGAAGAGAAGGGGCAGCAGCUGGGAAGAGGAGAGCCAAGAACCCAGGCUGAAGGCUGUGGCGUUGCCUGCCAUGUCCGUGUCCGGCGUGGCGGUGAAGGCGCCGGUGGCCGCGGCGGGGGCGCCGGGGGCGUGGCCGUACGUGGAGUACAUGGCGCGGUGGGAGAGGCAGGUGGAGCGGAGGCAGCUGUUCCUGCGGAGCUACCACUUCUCGCGCGACGUCGAGCUCUCGCCGCGGGCGCGGGCGCGGCGCGUCGUCUGGGCGGGGCUGCGCAGGCUCCGCCGCGCCGCCGCCACGGGCCUCCGGAGGCUCCGCGCCCGCCUCCGUCUCUGCUUCGCCUGGGUGUCCCGCCGCCGCGGCCACCGCCGCGGGGCCCGCUUCCGCUACGGCCGCCUCUCCGUCGCCGCCGGCCACGCCCCGGCCACCGCGUCCGUGUGCUUCUGGUAGUGAGCCCUAAGCCGCAGCUGCAAGAAAGCCAAAGCUUAUAGGUUGGCGAAUGGCGAUGCGUCUUGAACAAGAAGGCAAUCUAAGCUCGUUGCUGCUUGGAUUUUUUUUAAAAAAGUAAAAAAUUAGCCGGUAAAAUGUUAUUACUAGCAACUUGUAGUAUUAUUCUACGGAGUCAGUGCUUGAUUACUGAGGAUAAACUGGGUGUUUAUUACCUAAGGGGGAUUGGUUGUGUUCAUGUUUUUUGUUUUGUUCUUUACUUUUGAUGGUGAAUGCACACUCUACUCCUUGUCUAAAUA
Messenger RNA from Oryza brachyantha (malo sina), 910 nucleotides. RefSeq lists its product as uncharacterized. Lineage: Eukaryota; Viridiplantae; Streptophyta; Magnoliopsida; Poales; Poaceae. The transcript has a single exon. Bases 240 to 614 code for a protein of 124 amino acids. The record is from RefSeq and is a predicted model, not a curated record.